This is a messenger RNA of Piliocolobus tephrosceles (Ugandan red Colobus), 1311 nucleotides long. RefSeq names its product IQ motif and ankyrin repeat containing 1 (gene IQANK1). Lineage: Eukaryota; Metazoa; Chordata; Mammalia; Primates; Cercopithecidae. The record is from RefSeq and is a predicted model, not a curated record. Bases 612 to 1280 code for a protein of 222 amino acids. The transcript is spliced from 8 exons.
GGGCGCACGCUGAGCGUUCACUGUGGCGGAAGCGCCACAAGCGCCCCGUUGCUAGGCUCUUAGAAAGCUGCAGGGGCUGCCGAGGACCGAGCGGCCAGAGCGAUCCAGGGCGCCUUCCGGCAGCUCCAGGCCAGGAGGGAGCUCGCCCGCCGGCGGGAGGAGCGCCGGGAGCACCUGGAGCAGAUGGAGAAGCUGCAGAGGGAGGUGGCCUCGCUGGACACAGUGGCGAGCGUGCUGCGCUCGUGGGACCUGAGCCUCACGGAAGCCAUGCUCCAGAACAUGGAGGCAGAGCAGCAGCGCCGGGCCCAGGAGGCCCAGAGGCACGAGGAGGCCGAGGCCACGCGGUGUGGCAGGCAGGAGGGGUGUGGGAGGUGCUGGCGAGGGGUGCUGGCGAGGGGUGCUGGCGGGGGUGCUGGCAGGGAGCGUGGGCAGGGGGUGCUGGUGGGGGUGCUGGCGGGAGCCUCUGCCCCAGCUCAUUCCCGCUCCCUAGCACGACCCUCAAGGUCCAACAGCUGGCCAGGGAGCAGCAGCGGUGUCACAAGGAGUUGCAACAGGCGUACUGUGAGCUGAGCCGGAGGAUCGCAGAGCACGACCAGUGUGAGUGGAGGUGCAUGGACAAGACCAAGCUCACGCUGCAGGCCAUCAAGGAUGCAGAGGCCCAGGUGGACAGGCUGCGGCAGGAGGCCCAGAAGGCCGAGGAGGCGCUGGCUAUGGCCAGGCUGGAGCUGCGGGAGCAGACGCAGGAGGGGGAGGAAGAGGCGCCCGGGCUGAAGUGCCAGGUCACCGAGCUGCAUGACGUGCUGAUGAAAGAUGUGGGCGGCCGCAUCCGCGCCGACGGCCGGUGGCCUCUUGUCAUUGACCCUUCGGGCCAGGCGGCCACCUUCCUGCGCUACCAGGACACCAACUACGUGGACACAGUGAACCCGGAGCACCUGAAGCCGGAGAGGCUGCGGCUGGCUCUGCUGGGGGCUCUGCGGUAUGGGAAGCCGCUGGUGUUCGACCUGCGUGAGGUAGACCUGUUCCCGGCCGUGCAGCGGCAGCUGGAGGCGGUGCAGCCCGGCCUGGCACAGGCACUGCUGAGCCGCGGCCUGCUGGAGGAGGAGAGGUACCUGUCGCUGCUGCGGCCCACGGAUGGGCCAGAGUACAGCCCCACACAGUUCCAGGAGCAGCGCCUGGAGCGCUUCCGCCUCUUUUUCGUCACCAAGGUCCAGUGGCCGCCAGCCGAGCAGCAGCAGGUGCUGCUCCCGGUGCGUGUGCAGCUGCCGGGCACAGGCCUCUAGUGCUAGCCCCAAUAAAGCGUGUGCCCCGGGG